AUGGCCCCGGCUCCUUUCUCUUGCACGGUGCAUCCUUUCGAUUCCCGAACCUCACACUCUAGCGCUUAUGAGAUCGGCCCAUCUGGAGCAUCAAACGCCCUUCUCUUCAUAGGAGGCCUCGCAGAUGGACCUCAUACUGUUGGCUACACCAAGGCCAUAGCCAAGCAUCUUGAGACAGCGGCACAAGACUGGUCUGUGUUUGAGAUUCGGAUGAGGAGCUCCUUUUCUGGCUACGGCUUUUCGAGCUUGAAGAACGAUGUUGAGGAUAUCUCGGCGCUGGUGAGGUAUCUCCGAGGUAUCGGAAAGAAAAAGAUUGUCCUUAUGGGCCACUCAACUGGAUGCCAGGACUGUAUGGAGUAUACCAAGCACAAGGAGGACCCUGUCGAUGGCUUCAUCAUGCAAGGUCCUGCAUCUGACCGGGAGUCUAUUGAAGACUUUGUCAAGCCUGACUGGUUGAAGAAGAGCCUAGAGCACGCAGAGGGGCUGAUUUCCGCUGGAAAGGAGGCCGAAGCGAUGCCUAAAGAUCUAGUACCAAGCUUUUUCUCGACACCUAUGACGGCCUACCGUUGGCACUCUCUGGCGGCUAAGGGGGGUGACGAUGAUUACUUCUCCUCCGACCUCAAAGAGUCGUUCGUCUCCGAGGUCUGGAAUCGUUUCCAGCAGCCCGUCAUGGUGCUACACUCUGCAGAGGAUGAGUUCGUGCCAGCCAAAAUCGAUAAGCAAGCUUUGAUCGACCUGUGGAAGAAGACAAACUCCAAUGUCCACGAGCUAUCUGGGUUGAUUCCCGGAGCAAGCCAUACUGUGAAGAACCCGGAAUCCCAGCAGUGGCUUGCAGAACGUGUGGCUCAGUUCAUCCAGCAAGUAUGA
Molecule: messenger RNA, 867 nt
Organism: Colletotrichum tamarilloi
Lineage: Eukaryota; Fungi; Ascomycota; Sordariomycetes; Glomerellales; Glomerellaceae
Exons: 3
Coding region: 1-867 (288 amino acids)
Source: RefSeq, a predicted model, not a curated record